CUCAUCAUCAUCAUCGUUGUCUUCGUCGUCGUCAGUCGUCCUCUCAUCAAGCCUUCCCCCUUACGAGUAUAUAAAGAGCGCCUAAUCGUCCGCGAAGCUUCUCAGUUCGACGAAGACUUGCGGCUUAAUCGUCGAGCUUUUCUUACGCUGGGGACGAGUGAAAUUUCGGUGCGAUUAAUUUUCUGAAUGCAUCGUUAAGCUCAAAGCAUGAUAUGACGAGAUACGGCAGUCCGAUUUGUGGGAAAGUCAUGUCCUGAGAUCAGCUGGCAAAAUCAGAAAGCUCUCUCCGCGCAGCUGCUGCCCACCACAGGAAAUACACACUUGGUUGGACAUAUAUUAUAAGUAGGCGCAUACCAUAAGACCAAUUCGAAAGCUAACGAGCCUCGACGUCCGAGAAAAAGAAGAUAAAGAGAGAGAGACAGCCAGACAGAUACAAGAGAAGAUGACAGCAGUAAACCCGAGGACGAUGAUGAUAAUGACGGCGAUGACGCGAAGAAGAAGAGGACAGUCGUCGUCGUCGUUAGGUCGUCUCGCCCUUUUACUAUGCCUCGCGCUGAUCGCGACCACGUCGGUGGGCAGGGCCGAGGUGCAAUUCGACGCGCCACCUCACAUCGUCGUCUUCAUGGCCGACGACUUGGGAUGGAACGACGUGGGCUUUCACGGCUCCACUCAGAUACCGACGCCCAAUAUCGACGCGCUCGCCUACAACGGCAUCAUCCUGAACAGGCACUACGUCCAGCCGUCUUGCACGCCGACGAGGGCCGCCUUCCUCACCGGCAAAUAUCCCAUUAGGAUGGGAAUGCAGGGUGGCAGCAUACUCGGUGGCGAGCCGCGCGGAAUACCCCUGAACGUGCGAAUCCUGCCGGAGUAUCUUCAAGGAUUGGGCUACGACACCAAGCUCAUCGGCAAGUGGCACGUGGGCUAUCACACUCCCCAGCACACACCGAAUCGCCGUGGCUUCGAUUACUUCCUCGGCUUUUACAAUAGCUACGUCGGCUAUUACGAUUAUCGAUACUCACAGGCGAACAUGUCGGGCUUCGACAUGCACAUGAACGAUCAUCCGGCCUACGGCACCGAGGGCUCGUACGCCACGGACCUGUUCACCGACACGGCCUUGGACGUGAUAACCCGACACGAUCCGAUGAGGCCGCUCUACAUGCAGAUAUCGCACUUGGCGCCCCACGCCCCGCUCGACGUGCCCUACGAGAACGUCUUCGACGAGGAAUUCCGACACAUUAGCGAGCCCAAUCGUCGAGCUUACGCGAAGAUGGUAUCGAAACUGGACGAAUCGCUGGGUCGAGUCGUAUCGUCGCUGGGCGAUCGCGGCAUGCUGAGCAAUUCGAUCAUCUUAUUCCUGACCGAUAACGGCGGCGCACCGAUCGGUAAAUUCCGCAACUGGGGCUCCAACUGGCCACUCAGAGGAACCAAGUACACCCUGUACGAGGGCGGAGUGCGAGGCGUCGCCGCGAUCUGGUCGCCGCGUCUGCUCAGCAAGGGCCGCGUCUCGGACCAGCUGAUCCACGUGACCGACUGGCUGCCGACCCUGUACUCCGCGGCGGGUGGCGACCUGCGCGAUCUCGGGCCCAUCGACGGCGUCAAUCAGUGGGACGUGCUGAGCAUCGGCACCGGCAACGUGCGCGACAAGAUCCUCCUCAAUAUCGACGAGGUGACCAAGACCGAGGCGGCGAUCUAUCAGCGCUUCAAGCUGGUGCGCGGCUCGCUCUUCAAGGGCUACUACGACAGCGUCGAGGGCGAGACGGGCCGGGGACGCUACGCGCCCAUCUACAACACGACCAAGAUCAAGAACAGCGCCGUGUCCGACGCCAUCAGGCAGCAUCUGGGCGUGCCGGUGACCCAGGAGAGCGGCAUGUGGCAGCUGCAGAGCCAGGCCACGGUUUUAUGCAGGCCCAACAUGACCAACACGCACUACAACAAUCGCUACAGUCUGGCCUCGUGCAACGAGACCGAGUGCCUGUUCGACCUCAGCGUCGAUCCUUGCGAGACCAACAACAUCGCCAAGAGCUAUCCAAGGUGGAUCAACGAGCUGGACCUGUACCUCGAGAAGUACGGUAACGUCAUGGUGCGGCAGCUGCGCCAGUCCGUGGACUACAUGGCCGAUCCGCGACGCUGGAAUUACACGUGGCAGCCCUGGCUGAGCGUCUACGACAGCGUGUACGCGUAUCCGAACGCGGCGGCGGCCAUCGGCACCUUCGCCGUGUGCGCCCACAUGGGCCUGGUGCUGCUCAUCGUGUCGCUCAGGGCCUUCAUUUGACUCCAGGAUUAUCGGCAGAACUGCAGG
Trichogramma pretiosum is the source of this 2299-nucleotide messenger RNA. Its product is annotated as arylsulfatase B-like. The transcript has 9 exons. Bases 443 to 2272 code for a protein of 609 amino acids. NCBI's taxonomy places the organism in Eukaryota, Metazoa, Arthropoda, Insecta, Hymenoptera, Trichogrammatidae. The record is from RefSeq and is a predicted model, not a curated record.